Molecule: messenger RNA, 285 nt
Organism: Ophidiomyces ophidiicola
Lineage: Eukaryota; Fungi; Ascomycota; Eurotiomycetes; Onygenales; Onygenaceae
Gene: RSM19
Product: mitochondrial ribosomal small subunit component
Exons: 4
Coding region: 1-285 (94 amino acids)
Biological process (GO): translation; ribosomal small subunit assembly
Cellular component (GO): ribosome; cytosolic small ribosomal subunit
Molecular function (GO): RNA binding; structural constituent of ribosome
Source: RefSeq, a predicted model, not a curated record
AUGUUCCCUACGCGAGCACUUUGCAAACGGUCUGUUUGGAAGGGGCCGAAUAUCGUCCCUCUCCGCCUCCCACGCACCAUUCCGCCGCCCCCGGGCACACCUCCAAUUCGAACGGACGCACGAUCCGCUACCAUCCUGCCAAACUUUGUGGGUUUGCGAUUCGCGGUACAUAAUGGCAAGUCAUAUGUAGACCUGUAUAUUACAGAUCAGAUGGUAGGAAGGAAACUAGGCGAGUUUGUACCGACUCGAAAGAGAUUUAUCCAUCAACCAACCAAGAAUUCUUAG